UUUCAACUAAAAUGCAACUUUUUUCACUGAUCGUUGCCGCCAUAGCGACGCUGUUUAGGUCCGGACAGUGUAUGAACAAAAAAUGAGAAUGGGAUAUGAAAAUUGCUAUUUUAUCAAAAUUAGAGCUUAAUCAAAACUCGAAUAUAUGCCGAAUCGAGCAAGAGAUUGUACUAAUUUGUAUGCAAACUUAUAUCACGUUUUGCGAGGUUACAUUUUUGUUGACAAGCAAGAAAACUAUAAACGGCGUCUUUUGUGAAUACAGUUCGGCGUCGCCCUAAAUAAACGAAACUUUUUUUUUUGUAGCGGUGGAAUAAUUCAAUAAAAAGUUAGCUAUUGGUAGGCUUGCGUCGUCUUUAUCUCUUUAUGACUCUGCUCACAAAUAAAGUAACACGCUUAAAGGUUAAUUUAUCAUUCUUUAAUACAAACGUAGGCUAAGAUAAGAACGUCGACGCCCUCAGAGGCUGUUCUGUUCCUCACUGACAGAGUUGACUCAUUGUAACUAGACACUAGACGGGCUUUGCUUUGCAGUCUGGACAUAAAGCUGUGUCCACAAAUACCUUUUAGCUAUACGCGCUAACACGCAGCUAGAAAAGUCUAGCUGCAACACUCAAACUACUUAAUUUUUUCCCCCGGCUACAGGAAAGAAAAGUUACAGUCAACAUGGAGUCUUGUUUGAGGAUUGUUUUACUUCUUUUUCUUGUUAGUGGAACAUUAACACAAGAGGGAUUCGAUCUGGCCGACGCUCUCGGUGGCCCAGAUCCGACACCUGCGCCCAAAGCCCCAGAGAAGCCUAAAAUUGAAGAGCCUGUAAAACCCAAGAAACCGUCUGGAGAUGACUUCGGGCUUGAUCUGGAGGAUGCUCUGAAACCAGAUAAACCAGAGCCUGAAAAACCCAAGAAACCCACCUCUGGAGGUGGAGGAGGGGACUUUGACCUUGAUCUGGAGGAUGCUCUGAAGCCAGAUAAACCAGAGCCUGCAAAACCCAAGAAACCCACCUCUGGAGGUGGAGGAGGGGACUUUGACCUUGAUCUGGAGGAUGCUCUGAAGCCAGAUCCCAUAACCACACGUCCUCCUGACAAACCUGUUAAACCAAACGCUGGAGGAGGCGGUGGAUCGUUCGACGACUCUGACUUGUUUGAUGUUAGUGGCGGGGACUACAAGCCCGACGGAGGCCGCCACAAGCCUGACGGAGGCUCCGGCCAUGAUACUCAGAGCGAUGCUGACCAGCCUCAAGGAGCUGGAUCUGGACAGAUCGCAGGGAUUGCCAGCGCCAUCGGAGUAGCUCUUUUGGGAGCAGCUUCCAGUUACUUUGCUUACCAGAAGAAAAAACUCUGCUUCAAGCUGCAGGGAGGUGCAGACCCAGAGAGUGGAAAAGGCCAGCAUGGUACUCAGUCUGAACCUCAAGUUCUCAGCAACCUGCUCAGGACGUCCUAGACAACUCUGCACUCGCACAACACAAGUCAGAACUCAACUUUAUCCGACUUUCAGUAAACUGUCAUGUGUCGUCUUUGGUCGUAAGAAUGAGACUCUCUGAGUCUCUCGUUGAUGAAGCUGCAGCCUGAUGAGUGUAAAAAAUGGAUACAACUAAAACUUAACUUGAAAACUGUAAAAUAAAAAUCGGCCCUGUUUGGUUUAUUUUUACGUUCACAUUUAAAAAAACUACAAUUAGUUAUCAGAACAACUGAGUAAUGAUUUAAACAGAUACUACUGUACACAUGAACACUUUGUAUAGUUUUUUUGUCUUUUAAACCUGACUCUACCACUAUAGUAACUACAUAUAAGUGUUUACAUAGUUGCUAUAUGGGUGGGGUGUUUGUUACAGAAUAGACUCCUUCCUGCCAUCCUCUAACCUAUAACUUCAGAUUGUGACUGUGGCAGACCUCACCCAGCUGGCGUCUAAGAAGGAUCGAACAAACCUUGUGUAUUUUCAUGUGUACAUCCUCAAAAUGGAUGUACAGUAUUUUCCUAAGCACCUUAUAUUUUAAAGGAUUGGCUCACCCAAACCACAACAGAGAAAAAAACAGGGGUUGUGUUUUACUUUACCAAGUUUUUAGAUAUAUGUGUCCACGAUGAUCCCACUGUUUUUUUUGCAACAUUGGUGAACUGACCCUUUAAUGCACACCUCAGAGUCUCCCUAAACCAUAGAUUGUAAAUUCUCAAAUAACAGCUAGAGGCGUGUCCAGCACGGAUAAAUAAAGGCUGGUAAAAACAAUGAGUAGGGGGAGGAACUUUACUUUACUGUAAGUAUAUUGAAUUCAGUGUUAUAUACAUUUCUACAGCACUAAUUCCAUCAGUCCUGUGAUACUCACUGCUACUCUCACUUUCUCUUUUAUCACAAAUACUGUUUUCAUUCACUGUUUACCUCCGGUCGGUUCCACUUUGCCAUUUUUUUGAGCACUGUUAAGUUGCAGUCAAUAGGACAGAAAAUCUUGCGGGUAGGUGCAUCAGAUCAUAAACUGUGACUGUGAAAGGACCAAAAAAUACAAAUUUAAAAAAGUAAAGACAUUCCAGUCCUCAGACCAUCAUCAACAAUUCCUGAUGAAGGUAUGAGGACCGUGAUGAAGUGAGUACAAGUGAUCAACAAUAUGGAGUAUUUUUGGUUCUUUCUAAGUUACAGUCAGUAAAAUCAACACUUCCUGUCGGUUUCAAACUAAAAACCCAUUAGGAACAGCAUGGGUUAUGCCUUUUGAGCAGCUGUAAGGCUUUUAAUGUGAAAUAGAAGUGAGUUUCAUUGAUGGUAGCUCAACAGUGAUCGAAAGAACGACAAAGUAGAAGUGAUUGGAACUGAGUAAGGGCAGUAUUUCUAAAAAGUUUUUAGCAGAGUGCUGAGUAUGACAUGACUGAUGCACUGAUGGCAUUAGGGCUGAGGAAAUAAUAAUGAACUUUCGUGCUUAGUGCUGAGUUUGCAUCAGCAGUAAUGGCUCUGUGACAAAUACAGCUCUUGUCCACUAUUUGAGAAUUUACAAUAAUCCAUUCUACAGCCUAAUUCAAUGAUGUUUCAAGUUGUUGUAUUGAUCUAAUCAUCAUGUAAGUGGAUUUCAGUCCAGCAGAAGGAGCUUCUCAUGUAGAAUGCUGAUUGUGAUGUCAGCAGAUGGAGAUUAUGGAGCAUAAACAUAUUACAUGUAUUUAAUAAAUGUACACAAGUCAGUGAGAUUUAUUUGACAUAUGUAAGUGACAUUGCUUAGGAUCUUUUGUGUCACAUAUGUAAAUGUAACAUACAGUAGAUGGUAUAACCCUUAGAUUUUUGUUUGUUGUGUUGGGGAAUGCUCCAAAAUUUGUGCACUGCAAAAUACAUUUCUGUCUGUAAUUUAACUCCUUAAAUUCUUAUUCUCUUAUAAGCUGCACUAACACAUAUUUUCAUAAUAACAGUGGAUCAAAUGACUGUGUAAUGUGAAAAGAGAAUUACCACCACCUCUGCAGUUCUGCUUCUAGCUCAUUGUUUUGGUUUUCUGGCCCACUCACUCUUCUUUUUAAAGUCAGACAAAGACGGCGACAACUAGCAGCUAAAGGUCAGAUGUUAUGUUUUUAGGUUGUUCUGCUGCCCCCAAGUGGCCAGAAACUCAACUAACGCAACUUUAAAACUCAAACAAGCAAUAAUUCUUCAAACAAGUUCAAAUAUUAUCUCACUUUUUUUUAAAGAAUAUAGGAUUUUUAGGAAUCAGUCAGACAGAAAUUACCUGAUUUGAUGGAGAUUUCUGCAGUUUUGUGUAUUUCUUUUUACUUAUAUUGCUGCUUUGUUGCUCUUUUUGCUUGCCGUAGCAGAGCAGCAGCGUUGACACACGUGCAGCACUCUGAGGCGGUGCAAAUGCUGCAUUUUUCCACAAUUAUAAUCAUGAAUCAACAUUUCUAGUUCCAUUACAGUUCUCUGCACUAUGUUGAAUUUGGUCUCCGUUCCCUCUGAAAUACUCGUGUAAUCAGUUUAUUAGAGACACACAUGAGCACAUAAAAAACUAUAACAUCAGAACAAUUACAUUAUGAGGUUAUGAUUGGAGAAUUGUCGUUACGAUGCUAAAAUAUUGAAAUGAGCUGCACCCAGUGAGCUGUAAAUACUUGAGAAUAAUGUGUAUAGACACUGCUGACUCGCUUCAGGCUUGAUGCUGCCUUGUGCAUCGAGCUUUUCAGUAUCAAUCAUGAUCUCAAAGUGAGUUUUGAGAGAUUUUUGUAUUCAAACUUGUCUGAGUGUAAGAAACAUAGAAUAUCCAGGUAUAUUACAUAUGAUGAUUAGAUGAAUGUUAUUUUAGUGAGUUGAUUUUAAGUGUGUGUACAUGUUUUCAAUAAAGUGGUGUUGUACAGUU
Thunnus maccoyii (southern bluefin tuna) is the source of this 4295-nucleotide messenger RNA. RefSeq names its product CD99 molecule (gene cd99). Lineage: Eukaryota; Metazoa; Chordata; Actinopteri; Scombriformes; Scombridae. The record is from RefSeq and is a predicted model, not a curated record. The transcript is spliced from 13 exons. Bases 661 to 1434 code for a protein of 257 amino acids. Gene Ontology annotation, biological process: positive regulation of neutrophil extravasation; T cell extravasation; homotypic cell-cell adhesion.